AUGAAAGCGUCGGGCCGACUGGUGCUACUGACAGCCUCUGUAGUUUUGUUGGUGGUGACUUUCGAAGAACUCCAACUCGGCCAUGGAUAUGUCUAUUUUGUCAAUAAGUACCAGAAGGAGGAGUUCCGGCCCAUUAAUGUUUCGAGAGGUGGGAAAAUGUCGAUUUUUUUGAACUUUUCUGUACUGUUAUCAUUGGCUAUCUCAGUGGCCCCUAUAGGGGCCUUUAAAGGCUCCCCCUUAGGACUACUUUAUCAACCCCUAUAGGGGCCACUAAAGCUUGCAAAAGUGGUUCCUAUAGGGGACAUGCUAGGAUAAUUGUUAUGAACUUUAAGCGAAGAAUAAUUUCCAUGGAAAAGACUGAAACGGUUUUUUGAAUUAAAUUGGAAGACCCCUAUAGGGUCCACUUGAGCUCUAGGGGGUCAGACCCUAAACCUCUAUGUGGACCGCCUUGAUUUAACCCCUCUAGGGGCCACUUUUCCGACCCCUGCAGGGGCUGUUUAUCCUCUUAACCCCUAGAGGGAUCACUAUAAAGUUCUUAUUAGGAAUUCCAGAUUUCAUUGAGAAGGGGCAGGGAAAAAGUCACGUUUUUGUAGUUUUUCCAAUAAUUUUCAAACUUUUGUAUUUCGAUGUUAUGAACUAGUUUUUCAUCGAAAUUUGGAAUAAAAAAAACGUUUAACAUACUAUUUUUCAAGUUUUACUUAAAAAAUUGACUAAAAUCGACUUUCUAGGCGAGCAAAAUGUCUCCAUCGCCUUGGUUAUGCUUGUCGCGAGGCGCUCUGAACAUUUGAACUACAAAAUCGCCUUGGAGACGGUUCAGUGUUAUGCGGAGCACUUCAACUACGGUUUCUACCUGAUAAAUGUUCUGGAAAACGCGACGCUCGUUGAAAAGUGUCCUCAUAAAGACGUGAGUCGAGAGGGGGUUGCACGGAAGAGAUUUGCGGAAAAAAAAUUUUGGUGCGAAAUUUUAAAUCUCAAGUACGCAGCCAAAUGUAUUCUUCAUGCCGUUGAAUACUCAGUUUAAUUUGCAACGAUAGGUAGCUGUGACGUCACAGUCCUUUAUCCGAAGCGCGCACUUACUUUUUUUGUAAAUUCAGAAACUUUGACGCCUCGCUCACCGUCCCUCACCCCAUUAGAAAUGCCGUGCUUGAAUUUCUGGAGUAUACAAUUUUUUUUUUACCAUUGAUGAUAGUGAAUCUAGGAGUUUUUGGAAGGUAGAAAUCAAAGAAUUUGUUUUAAUUAGGCUCACAUCGUUUAAUAGCAUCCAAAAAUAACAUUUUCUUCGGACUUCCGUGAAGCUGUUUUUUUGGACUUUUUCGUGAAUAAUGGCACCCUCCAUAGAAAUAACUUUUUCGAUAUUUAUCUUUCAAAUGCACAUAACUUCACUAUUAUCAACUUUUCUACGAUGAAAAAAACUUUCUCUUUCAAAAAAAUUUCGAAGCAAAUCUCUUCCGCGAAACUCUGCAGAGGAAUCAGAAAUUUGAAAGUUUUUUUAAGUUUUUUUAGACUUCAAAAUUCACAUUGCUUUGUAAACUCGAAGAAAAAGCAAGGUUUUUCAAGUCAAAAAAAUAAUCUUUUAGUGAAUCCAUAUGCAUUAUUUAUGCGGUGGCUUGUCUUGAAUAUUAUAAAUUAUCGGGAUAGAUAUAUAAUUUUUUUCUAGUUCAUGUUCCGUCGUCACUGCGCCUUGUCCGUCAUGCUCCCAUCGAUUCCAUACGAUUGGGUUCUAUUUCUCGACGCUGAUAUGGCCGUUGUGAAUCCGAAUCACCUCGUUGAGCAGUUUCUCCCCAAGAAACCUCAGGUUUUCGAUUUUGAAGCUGUUUCUCGGGUCCUCAGAAGGUUCUGAAAAAUAUUUUGAAGAUUGCCAUUUUUUUUUCCACUUUUCAUCAUUCUCAUGGCUCAGACAAUUUUUCUCCAUCAUUGCAUCAGUAUUCCAGAAUCCUCCCCCUCCGUCCAAAAAGCCCCCCUGUCCAAAAGCCCCCUCCACCAAGGUAAAUUUUUGAUUGGAGAUAUUUAGAGACCUUUUGCUUGGGAGGGGGAGUAGUGCAUCAAAAUUCCAGAAUCGCCCCCCAGACAGAUUUCGACUGAAGAGGGGGUGAUAUUAGAAACCUUUUGUUUGGAAGGGGAAGCAAUCAAAUGUGGAGGCAUAUAAGCUUUGAAAUAAAGAUUGCAAGCCCUCUACACCCCCCACCAAGGUAAAUUUUUGAUUGGAGAGAUGAGGGGAAUAUUAGAGACCUUGUGCUUGGGGAGGGGGAGAGUUGCAUCAAAAAUUCCAGAAUCGCCUCCCCCUUCCCCAAGGCGAAUUUUUGACUUAAGAAGGGGGAGUGAUAUUAGAGACCUGUUGUUUGGGGGGCUGAAUCAAAUGUGUAGGCAUAUAUCUCAUUCUAGAAUCCCAGCUUCGAAAUAAAGAUCUCAAGCUCCUCCCCCUCGUUUGGAAGCGCUGCUGGGGGACUAUUUCUACACUAAUGAGGGGCCAUUCUGGAAUAAUCCCCUAUCAUUUUGAAAGCUACUAGCGGAACCUUUUCAGCUCCAUCUGAGGGGACCUCAAGGGAUCUUUUCCAUUUGGCUCUAUUUAAAAAAAAAAUCAGGAUUUUAGGCCCAAAUCGUGUUCUACGAUCGGAUUAUGAACCACGAGGUUAUGGCGGGAUCCUACCUGUUGAGGUAGAAAUAACAAUUUUCUGGAUUUUUUAUAGCUCUAACGUAACUUUUUAAUGAAGCUUCACUCCAGUGAAAAAAAAGAGAAAACAUUAUUUUCUAGGAAAAAAUUGGGAAUAUAUGAAAUUUUUAACAUUAUAUAUACGUAAUUUGACAUAAAAAUCGAUUUUUCGACUUUUCUGUCGUUUUUUUGUUGAUUUUUAAUGAACUUCAAACGAUUUUAAGCCAUUUUUUCAGAAACCAGCAAUAUGCCCGGGAUUUCUUGAUGUUUUGGGCCAACUACGAAUCGAAAUUGCCCAACAGCUUUCAUGGGACCGAUAAUGGAGCCAUCCAUGUACGAUUUUGUACCUUUGAACUGAAAAAGAAGGUUUUCCAGAGCGUUAUUGUCGAUUUCGCUCUACCGAAACUCAAGGAGAAACGGGAAAAGUGCGAGGAAAAGUAUUGGAAAACUUCAAAGUAUUCAAACAUUGUGAAAUUCUAGAUGAAAAUAGAAAAUUUUCCAGAAACUACGCGGAUUUAUCGCGAUACGAAGUGUGUAUGCAGCGGAUCUUGAAAAACAACACGAUUCCGGAAAUUGUCAUCUUGCCAAAGGUUCACUUUUUGUAUAGUCCGUUCAGAAUGUAAAGUAGAAUGACGUCAUUCGAAAACGCUCUCUGAUUGGUUCAUCACGCCAUUUGGGGGCGGAGCUUGAGCGAGAACUUGAAAUUUGAAAUCUGAAAAGACUAUAUUGCUUAUUUUCGUGUCACACGGCGUUUUUGUUAUUGGAAGAAAAUGCGAAACCAAAAUGGAAGGGGCGGAGUUUCGACGUGACGUCAUGGGAAACAAGCGUAAAAACAGAAAAUAUUAAAGGCGCAUGUCCAAUGGGUCAUGAGACGAAUCGAUUUCUUAUUUAAAAAAGUAUUUAAAUUGUUUUUUUCGUGUCAGACGGCGUUUUUGUUAUUGGAAGAAAAUACGAAAUCAAAAAUGAAGGGGAAGGAGUUUCGACGUGACGUCACGGGAUAUAAGCGUAAAAAACAGGAAAUAUUAAAGGCGCAUGUCCAAUGGGUCAUGAGACGGAUCAAUUCCUCAUUUGAAAAACGCAAUUUUUCGGUUACCGUGUUCAAAGUGAUCCCGCGAAAUUAAAAAUAGCCAUCAGGGAGCGAAAAAUAUAACUGAUGCCGUGUUCAAAGUAAUUUCCGCGAAAUGCAAAAUACCCGUUAGAGAAAGGAAAAGAUCACUAUAUUUUGGAGAGUCAGAGAUCAUUUUGCAUUUCGCGGAAAUUACAUUGAACACGGCAUGAAUUCCGGAGGUUCAGAGAUGAUUUUGAAUUUCGCGGAUAAUAUUUUGAACACAGUGCAGUGCAUGCACACGACACACUACACUUUACGAAAAAUAGACGGGGCUUCAUAAAAAAAACGCCGUGACGUCACUAUUAUAUUCAUUUUUUGGAACUUUAUUCACAAGUUUAUCGAAAUUGUUAAAAGUACAGAAUGUUCUGAUUUUGAAUGGCAAAGCAAUGACGUCAUUCGAAAACGCUCUGUGCAUGGCUCGCUCUCUGAUUGGUUUGUCGCGCCAUUAUGGGCGGAGCUUGAGCGACGAUUGACGUAGAAAAUGUGAACGGUAUAUACAGAACAGAGGAAUUUUGAUAUAAAAUUUUGAUUUUUGAAAUUCUUCAAGCUGAAGUGUAUCCUAAAGGGAGUUUGAGAUUUAGUGUGCCCUAUAGGGAGUGUAUAAGGGCCUCCUAAAGGGAGAAACUUGAAGUACCUCCUAUAGAAGGCCCUUCAAAAACUCUUUCUCCUUUGAUUCUCUGGACAGUGGAGAGUUUUUCCCAAAAAUAAAAAUUCAAUUGCAUUUUUAUUAUUGGAACUGAUUGAACUGUGAUUAUAGGAAGUUUACCGAUUUCUGAAAAUCAAAUUUUUAAGGGCCGACACGCUUGGGCGCGCGACGGUUGGCUGACGAAUUCGGUUUGGAGCGAUCGGGACUUUAUUUUCCACGGAUGGCAGAAAAAGUUGGAUUUUGCGCCGCAAAAUGUGAUGAAAAAUUAUCAAAAAGGGACAAAAUAGACAUUUUUUAAAAGUAGUGAUUAGAAAAUCUUCUCAUUAGGAAUUCCAGAGGAGUCCCUAUAGGGGUUAGUGUGGAAAACAACCCCUGCAGGGGCCGAAAAAGUGGUCCCUAGAGGGGUUCAGGGUCUGACCCCUUAGCCCUUGAAGCGCAAGUGGGCCCUAUAGGGUUCUUUCAAUUUCAUUCAAAAAACGCUUCUUUAUUUAGUUUUUCCAUGGAAAUGUGCACAACAAUUUUCGACUAGCAUGACCCCUAUAGGGGCUACUAACUGAAACCCCUAUAGGGACCACUUUUUCAAGCUUUAGUGGCCCCUAUAGGGGUUGGUAAAGUGGUCCCUCCGAGAGACCCUAAGGUUACCUCUAUAGGGACCACUCUGGAGAUCCUAAGAUCGCUUAGAAAUUUUCAAGUUUAGUUCUGAAGAAAGUAUCAAGUGACCACUUGAGGGUGUACGUAAAAAGGCAUGUUUUUGAUACCUAAAUCUAUGUAAAAAAAAAAGUUUCCGACGAGUUUUCAUUUUUUUUUUUAGACGCCUGGAUCGUCGUGGUUUCGCAGUUUGGCACUCGCCUCUAGUCUACAAUAAUCCAUUUAAUCUUACGAUUUGUAAAGGACCCAAAGCUUUUUUGAACUGGCGGUUGGUUUUCCAUUAUUUCAAAUUCUGAAAAAAAUACGAAAUUUCAGGUACAAAGACUCAUUCAUUGCACCUGUCCUCGACGUCGACCGCGAAUUAUUCUGGACGAUAAAAAAGAUGGAAAACGAGUUCGAAACCAUCGCCAACUCCUUGUCAUGA
Molecule: messenger RNA, 5476 nt
Organism: Caenorhabditis auriculariae
Lineage: Eukaryota; Metazoa; Nematoda; Chromadorea; Rhabditida; Rhabditidae
Source: the annotation of a GenBank genome assembly